AUGCGCGCGGUCGCAGUAGCGGCCCUGGCUGCGCGGAUUGCAUCGGCCGGAGAUCGCUUUCUACAGGCGGCAGCCCAAGCCGAGGAGCCUGCGAAGAGCUUUCUUCCCGUGGCGCCCAGCGAUCUUUCAAUUGCCUCAGCCUGCUCCGCAUAUCCGAAGUGCGUGGAGCGCGGUCUGACAGAUGGCGCAUGUUGCCCCAGUGCAGGACCGGAUGGUCAGCAGCUGGACUGCUGCGAGGGCGGCCCAUCCGCUUGUUCUGCCUUCGCUGCUUGCGUUUCGGAGGGCCACAUCUCGGGCAUCUGCUGUGCAGCGGGUGCAGAAUUGGACUGCUGUCAGGAGAAGCCCACGGCCUGCUCCGCUUACCCCCGCUGCGUCGCUGCGGGCCUCACGGAGGGCGCCUGCUGCCCCUCAGAGGUGGGCGAAAGGGUUCUUCAAGGAACGAGAAAGGCAACAGCUUGUGGCAGGAUGAUGUUUCUGAUUUUCACCACGAUGGUUCAUGAUCAGUGGCCGCUUCGUCAGCAAGCGUAG
Molecule: messenger RNA, 528 nt
Organism: Symbiodinium necroappetens
Lineage: Eukaryota; Dinophyceae; Suessiales; Symbiodiniaceae
Source: the annotation of a GenBank genome assembly